This is a messenger RNA of Salarias fasciatus (jewelled blenny), 1757 nucleotides long. RefSeq names its product adrenoceptor alpha 1Ab (gene adra1ab). Gene Ontology annotation, cellular component: plasma membrane. Gene Ontology annotation, molecular function: alpha1-adrenergic receptor activity. The transcript has 2 exons. NCBI's taxonomy places the organism in Eukaryota, Metazoa, Chordata, Actinopteri, Blenniiformes, Blenniidae. Gene Ontology annotation, biological process: phospholipase C-activating G protein-coupled receptor signaling pathway; cell-cell signaling; positive regulation of cytosolic calcium ion concentration. The record is from RefSeq and is a predicted model, not a curated record. Bases 1 to 1380 code for a protein of 459 amino acids.
AUGGUUCCUGCUGAGAACUCGAGUUCUCUCCCUGCGGCAGAUCACUGCCCCAACUGCAGCUCCAGCACCCACCCGGAGGUGGACGUGGCCAAAGCCGUGGUCCUGGGGGCGGUGCUGCUGGUGUUCGUGGUGUUCGGGGUCCUGGGGAAUAUCCUGGUCAUCCUGUCGGUGCUGGUCCACCACCACUGGCGCUCCGUCACGCAUUACUUCAUCGCCAACCUGGCGGCGGCGGACCUGCUGCUCAGCUCGGCCGUCCUGCCCUUCUCGGCCACCUCGGAGGCCCUCGGGCGCUGGGUGUUCGGGCGGUCCUUCUGCAGCGUCUGGGCCGCCCUGGACGUCCUCUGCUGCACCGCCUCCAUCCUCAGCCUGUGCGUGAUCUCCAUCGACCGCUACCUGGCCGUCAGCUACCCCCUCAGGUACCCCGCCAUGGCCACGGGGAGGCGGGGCCUGACGGCGGUGGCCGCCCUGUGGGGUGUGUCGGCGGCCAUUUCCGUGGGGCCCCUGUUCGGCUGGAAGGAGCCCGACCCGGAAGACGAGACGGUGUGCCGCAUCACCGAGGAACCGGGCUACGCUUUGUUCUCAGCACUGGGCUCCUUCUACAUCCCGCUGGCCAUCAUCCUGUCCAUGUACUGCCGCGUGUACAUGGUGGCCAAGAAGGGAACCAAAACCCUCAGAGCGGGCGGGAAGAGUGAAGGCGUGGAGAUGGAAGGGGUGAUUCUGAGGAUACACAAAGGGAGCAGCCUUCAGACGGAGAAACAGGACGACGUCGCGGAAACCGCGAGACCCAAACGGCCAUCUUUUAACCUGCCGAAGCUCCUGAAGUUUUCAAGAGAAGAGAAGGCAGCCAAGACUCUCGGCAUCGUAGUCGGGUGCUUCGUUCUCUGCUGGCUCCCUUUUUUUCUGGUUUUACCCAUCGGGUCUGUCUUCCCGUCGUAUAAGCCCUCUGAAACCGUCUUCAAGAUAACGUUCUGGCUGGGUUACCUCAACAGCUGCAUCAACCCUGUUAUCUACCCCUGCUUCAGCCGGGAGUUCAAGAAAGCCUUCCACAACGUGCUGCGUGGCGGCUGCCUGAGGGCGGCGGUGCCGACCAUCAAACCGCAGGGCCACGUCUCCGCUCCGGCCCCCAGCGUGGGGCCCGCACCGAACACCCCUGCUCCCUCAGUCCAGAACCGUGCCAGCGUUUCCUCGUGGGCCGGCUGCAGGGCGCCGUCCACCUCCUCCUCGUCCGUCGGCACCGACCCGUCUCAGAGGGCACAAGUCCAGAGCAGGAAUCUGCUGAAGGUGUGCUGUUUGUCAGCGAGCCGAACUUCGCAGAGCCCCUCAGCGUCAUCAGCCAAGGUGUUGCGCCUUUCUCUUGGAAUUAAAGGGGAAGCUGUCUGACCCGCAUGCUGGAGCGUCUGCUCCCUGCGGACGACGGUUCAGCACAAGCUUCGCAUGUAUAUCUGUGUUCAUCAGCGGCGCUGGAGAGCAGCUUCAGCUGAUAAGAGCUUGUGUCCGGGAGCCAGAAGAAGUUAACUUCAUUACCUUCAGACGUCACAUCAGUCUGCCUGGACUGUCAGAGAGAUUUGGAUGAAUAACUUCAGUCUGUAUUCAAAGAAACUGACUAAGGCCCCAUUUACACAACAACGUUUCAUGUGAAAAAUUCCUCAUUUCAAAAAAGUUUUACAUAAAAUCUAUAUCCGUUUACAUGACAGCAGCAGAAAUGCCAAAAAAAGUAGUUAGUAUGCCAGGCCACUGGUCAGUGCUGUUGUUUCUUU